AUUACACUUUGUUGCAUAUUCUUUGCUUUUUUUGAUUGCAUGAUCCGUGGAAAUAGUCGAGAUAAUUUUGAUCAGUUUUUCAUGCAAUUCAUACGUUCCUUUUAUAUUUUGGUUGUAUAUUUUUACAUGAUCAGUGAAAUUUGAGCUGUGAUAGUGUUUGUGUACUUUAGGUCUUGAAAUGCAACCGAUAUUUUGCUAAGAAAUGGUGAUCAAGCUUGCGUUAUGAUGUUACUGAUCAUUUAUGUGAAGGAGAAAGUGAAUUUAAAAAAAUUAAAUAUCACUUAGUAAAUCCUGUCAGCUAAUGGGCACUGUACAGUAUAUGUAAAUUUCUAAUAGAGAUUUUCAAUUUCUACUGCUUGGAGUUUGUGUUGGAGAAAACAGAGUUUGAUACUGUGAUACCAAUAAAAAAUUUACAAUAAGAUUAAUGGUAUUAUCAGGGAAACCAUGGAUGCCACUAUGUGCCAGUGCCAGCAAGUCUUUACUACUUCUAAAUGAUUUGGUUUUCUGUAAUUUUAGUUCAAAACGCUCGUUCAUGAAAUCUUGAAUAGUGAAAUCCUCCACCUUUGGUUUGAGUUUUCAUUUCAUGCCAUCUAUGGAAGCACCGAAGCAGUGAAUCUGUCAGUUAUAAUUCAAUGAAUCUUGUCAAUUCAAUUGCAAAUGCUUUUCUAAUGUUAUUACUUCAGAAAUAGGUUUUGUCACCUGCCUUUGACACAUGGGGUGGGAAAGCAUCUACAGGAGACGCCUUAAAGUUUUUGCUUUAGCUAUUUUUAUCUACCUGGAUUACAAGGCAUUACAGAAGAGAGAAAAGUGGACAAGCAAGUUGAAGAUAGCUGCUCUAUGGCAAAAAGCUCAUGAGCGGAAUGCAAAACGUGUCCUCAAUUUGAUGAUAGAGUUAGAAGGUCUAUGGGUGAAAUUUGGACAAUACCUAUCCACUCGCGCCGAUGUGCUUCCAGAAGCCUAUAUAUACCAGUUAAAACAGUUACAGGACUCUCUUCCUCCCCGCCCUUUAGAAGAGGUUUGCGAAACUAUACAGAAUGAGUUGGGAAAAUCCAUGGAUGAUCUAUUCAUAAAUUUUGAUAGAGUUCCUCUGGCAACAGCUUCGAUAGCGCAAGUUCAUCGUGCAACUUUGAGUGAUGGACAGGAAGUUGUUGUCAAGGUUCAGCAUGAUGGUGUAAACAAAAUAAUAUUGGAGGAUCUGAAGAAUGCGAAGUCAAUAGUUGAUUGGAUAGCAUGGGCAGAACCACAGUAUAACUUCAAUCCUAUGAUAGAUGAGUGGUGCAAAGAAGCACCAAAGGAACUAGACUUUAAUCAUGAGGCAGAAAAUACUCGCAAGGUCUCAAGGAACCUAGGCUGCAGAAAGAGAUCUAAUCAUGAUGAGCCUUCUAAUCUUGUUGAUGUAUUAAUUCCUGAAGUUAUUCAGUCAACUGAAAAGGUUCUCAUACUAGAGUACAUGGAUGGUGUUCGUUUAAAUGAUUCUGAAGCACUCCAGGCUUUGGGUGUUGAUAAACAAAAACUCGUUGAAGGAAUUACACGUGCAUAUGCACACCAAAUUUAUGUGGACGGCUUCUUCAAUGGUGACCCACAUCCUGGUAAUUUUCUUGUAAGCAAGGAACAUCCACAUCGUCCAAUUUUGCUUGAUUUUGGGCUCACAAAGUUGCUGUCAAACUCUACAAAACAAGCUCUUGCAAAAAUGUUUUUGGCUUCAGCUGAGGGCGAUCAUGUGGCCCUGCUGUCUGCCUUCGCAGAAAUGGGACUUAAGUUCCGCCUUGACAUUCCAGAGCAGGCUAUGGAGAUAACAACUGUUUUCUUUCGCUCUUCAACACCUGCAGCUGAAGCUGUUGAAAACAUGAAAUCAUUGACUGAGCAAAGGGAAAAAAAUAUCAAGGUCAUACAAGAAAAGAUGAAAUUAAACCAAAAAGAAGUGAAACGUUUUAAUCCGGUUGAUGCAUUUCCUGGUGAUAUAGUGAUAUUUGGCAGGGUCCUUAAUCUGCUUCGGGGACUUUCGGCAACAAUGAAUGUCCGUAUAGUUUAUAUUGACAUCAUGAGACCAUUUGCUGAAUCUGUAUUGAAAUGCAACUUAAAUAAAGGGCCAAUGGUCAAUUCUCAGUGGAUUUAUAAUACCCCUAUCCAUUCUGAUGUUGAGGCUAAACUGAGGCAGCUCUUAGUCGAGCUUGGAACUGCUGACAAAGUACUUGGGAUUCAGGUUUGUGCCUACAAAGAUGGAAAUGUGAUCAUCGAUACUGCUGCUGGCAUGCUUGGAAGAUAUGAUCCAAGGCCAGUUCAACCUGAUAGCUUAUUUUCUGUAUUUUCAGUAACAAAGGGAAUCACAGCAGGAAUGCUACAUUGGCUGGUUGAUAAAGGAAAACUAAGGCUUGAUGAGAAUGUUGCAAACAUUUGGCCGGAAUUUGGAUCAAAUGGGAAAGAUCAAAUAAAGGUUCACCAUGUGCUUAACCAUACAUCUGGUCUGCAUAAUGCCCUUGCUGACCUGAGUCGAGAAAACCCGUUAUUAAUGUGUGAUUGGGAUGAAUGUUUGAACCGCAUUGCCAUGACUACCCCGGAGACUGAGCCUAGUCACAAGCAACUAUACCAUUAUUUGUCUUUUGGCUGGUUAUGUGGUGGCAUAAUCGAGCGUGCAUCUGGAAAAAAAUUUCAAGACUUUCUUGAAGAAGCAUUUAUCCAUCCUCUUAAGAUUGAAGGGGAGCUGUAUGUUGGAAUUCCUCCAGGUGUUGAAUCUCGAGUUGCAUCACUUACGGUAGAUAUGGAUGAUCUCACCCAGCUUUCAGCAAUGAGCACCCGUUCCGACCUGCCCUCGAGUUUCCAGCCACAGAACAUUGCCCAGUCUGCAGUUACCCUUCCUAUCAUGUUUAAUGCACUCAAUACUCGACGUGCCAUUAUACCUGCUGCCAAUGGACAUUGCUCAGCUCGUGCACUUGCUCGCUACUAUGCAGCACUUGUUGAUGGUGGUAAGAUUCCCCCACCAUCGUCUUCUUCCAUGCCACCACUGGGAAGCCACCGACACAUUCCUAAAUUCCCUUCUCCGAAGACCCCCAAAAAGAAACUAUUAGCUAGAUGGAGGAAGGCUAAUUCAGAAAGUAAUGAUAGCUCUGAUAGUGAUGAUGAUGGUUCUAGCAGAAAUGCUAGUAGUAACGAGUACAUAUUGGUUGUCAAUGAUGACACUUCAACUGACAGCCACGAUGCCAAACUUUUCAAUAACCCAAAAAUCCACGAAGCUUUCUUGGGCGUUGGAGAGUAUGAGAAGCUGGCCUAUCCAGAUGGGCAGUUUGGGCUCGGUUUCAAAAGGAUACACUCAAAGGACUCCGGCCUUAUAGGCUUUGGUCAUUCCGGCAUGGGUGGAUCCACAGGCUUUUGCGACAUGAAGAAUAGGUUUGCUAUUGCAAUAACACUAAACAAGUUGUCGUUUGGGGGCGUGACUGCAAAAAUAAUUCAGCUGGUUUGCUCGGAACUUAAUAUACCAGUGCCAGAGGAGAUCUCCAUGAAAUUGGAUAGUGAAUCUAGUAAUUUAGCUCAGCCCAUUAUAAACUGAUAUUAAGCUCCCAUCUCAUUUUUGUUAGUCAGAUACCAACAGUAUUAAUAUUUAUUACUUAGUUGUAGUAAUAUAGCUAAAUCUCAAAUACUGGCAACGAUUUUGAGGUGUAAAAUGGUAUUUACAUAUGAAGGUUCUUAUAUUCACAAAGUGGGGUUUAUUCCGGACAUACCCUCAUCAGGUAGUGGUCACGGGUUUACCUUGUCACAAAAAAAAAUAUGGUACUCUGUAUUUACAUAUGAAGUGUCUAAUGUUCGUACAUUCAUCACACUUUUACCACUCCAGUGGUUAAAUAUUAUACCAGAACCAGAUAUACUAUUGUCUUGUAGAAUAUUGUAUUAUUGAUGAAUUCUUCUAUCGACUGUAAUAAGUAGUGAUCGCAGUUGUGAUGAACAUACUAUUGUCUUGUAGAAUAUUGUAUUAUUGAUGAAUUCUUCUAUCGACUGUAAUAAGUAGUGAUCGCAGUUGUGAUGAACA
Messenger RNA from Ipomoea triloba (trilobed morning glory), 4021 nucleotides. RefSeq lists its product as uncharacterized. The transcript has 19 exons. Gene Ontology annotation, cellular component: endoplasmic reticulum; Golgi apparatus. The coding region runs from base 713 to 3544 and encodes 943 amino acids. The record is from RefSeq and is a predicted model, not a curated record. Lineage: Eukaryota; Viridiplantae; Streptophyta; Magnoliopsida; Solanales; Convolvulaceae.